This is a messenger RNA of Sycon ciliatum, 2278 nucleotides long. RefSeq names its product dnaJ homolog subfamily C member 27-like. Lineage: Eukaryota; Metazoa; Porifera; Calcarea; Leucosolenida; Sycettidae. Gene Ontology annotation, molecular function: GTPase activity; GTP binding. Gene Ontology annotation, biological process: vesicle-mediated transport. Bases 507 to 1331 code for a protein of 274 amino acids. The transcript has 7 exons. The record is from RefSeq and is a predicted model, not a curated record.
UGUAGCUAGCUAGCCAGCCAAGUGUCAAAGCUGUUGAUAUGGUGGUAAGACUAAAAGUAAAAAAGUAAAAGAGCUGAGGCCAGUGAGGGUUGAACGACCAACUCCUGCAGCAAGUCCUUGCCUUGUUACAAUCUAGACUCAGACUCUAGUCUAGACCUAGCCAGUCAGCAGGGUUAGUGUAGAUGUUAAAGCUAAGUAUUUGCUACACGCUAGGUUUGAUGUAGGGGUAGCCAUGGUAGCAGGUGCAUGUGUUUGCGCAGGUGCUGUCGUUAGAAAGAAGGCGAAGCUGUUUUGAUUUUUUCAAAUGAAUGGUGAGGAACGACAGUCAACUAGCUAUAACUCAGAGCCCAUGCCCAGUUGACGUUUGGCAGGAUGAAGUAGCAAGUUCUGAUUUAGACUUUUACAGACACGCGUAUACUGCAUGAUCAGUGCAUGCCGACACCAAACUCUACAGGGACCGGGAUUCGCAGUAGCCGCAGAAUCAAUGCCUCUGGUCCGAGUCGAUAAUGUCUCCUCCAGCAGUAAGAAAGAAGCCAGUAGCGAUACCUCGCCUGUCUCUUAUCAGCAUGGGCAAUUGUGGAGUGGGAAAAAGCUGUAUCAUUAAACGCUACUCGGAGCAAGUCUUUGUGUCACGUUACUCGCCAACCAUCGGAGUAGAUUAUGGCGAGAUGCAAAUGCCAGAUACUUGUGUUGCGUUGAAGAUAGUGGACACGUCGGGAAAUCCGUUCUUCUUUGAGUGUCGUAAUGAGUUCUACAAGAAAGUGGACGGUGUUCUGUUAGGGUAUGAUGUAACGGACAUGCAAUCAUUCACUGACCUUGAUCAGUGGUUAAAGGAGCUACGCAACCAUUCCAAUACUGAUCUGGAGGACAUUGCAUUUGUCGUCUGUGCAAACAAGGUUGAUGGUGUUUCUGGAGCAAAGCGUGUCGUAUCCGAAGCGGAGGGCCGUCGUUGGUGUCAAAAACAUCGAUUUGCCUACUUGGAAACCUCGGCACUGACCGGGCAAAACAUCGCAGAAGUUUUCAAGACGUUGGUAGAGAUGAUCAAGUAUGGUCAAUCAGGCAAGGGGAAACCGCGUGUGAGUGACGCUGAUCUCAAGGACUCGGCACCGCUUGAACCAACGGCAGAGCAGGCUACUGCUACGGAGAAAGUGAUGUCUGGGAACAAUGCGUAUGAAAGACUGGGCGUGUCACGUACUGCAAGCAAGGAUGAUAUCAAGAAAGUGUAUCGGAAACUUGCAAUGCUUCUCCAUCCCGACAAAAACUGCCACCCGGAUGCUGAUGAAGCAUUCAAGAGACUGGCUGCUGACAAGAAGGAUCUCUUAGGUGAAUAGUGAGGAUACUGGGCAUUCCUCCGCAUCAUCCCUUGCGCAUCAUGCAAUAGUGGCCGUUUCUCGUCCUUUCAUGUACCCAUUCGUAUCCCUGGUAACUGCCUGGUAUCCACGACGACUGCCUGGCAGCAAUGGUGCGAGUGGGGACUGCCUGUCCCAUCACCGUUAUCAUACCAAUUGGCAAUAUGUGUACACUGGUACUAGUUGCCAUGGUUACAAUACGUACACUGGUGCUUAGCUACAAGCUGUGCGGCAGUGGAGUUUCCAGCCGACUCUGCAGCAGUGCUCAGCCACUGUGGCAGUCACACACACACACACACACACACACACACACACACACACACACACACACACACACACACACACACACACACACACACACACACACACACACACACACACUGCCAGAGUGCCAUAGUAACACUGAGAGGGACGCCUGAACAGUGUGUGGACCAAUCUCGAUCAGGGUGAGGAUAUUCUACUCUCCUAUGCAGCACAUGUGUCAUGACGUUGUAGCAGACAUUUGAGAUGGCUGCUAGGAUGUCCUAGUGUGCGAAUUUUGAUGAACGCUAGGUCUAGUAUGAUUGUCAUAUCAACUGUUGCUGUCUGUUAUCAGAUGGUGCAGAACUGAUAUCAGAUUAUGCAGAACUGAUGCAUACAUGUGACAUGUACUUGAGAGCUACUGCUGACUGCUAUUGGGUAUUAUAACAUGUUAUGCACACAGACAUAUACACCCGAUCUUUAUCCACAAUCUCAGCACAAUGUACGGCGGUUAUUGCAUUUGGCUGCCAUCACAGAAAUGUAUUGGAAGCCGUCUGUAGAUGUGUUGUGAUUUCUAAACUGAUGACAUCACUGCGGUAUAUCAUUGCUAACGUUACAUAUUCUUAGAUCUGUCAUUAUAUCUUCGAACCACCAAAUACAUGUUGAAUGAUAAUACCAUGGUAACCAUA